Rubroshorea leprosula is the source of this 1880-nucleotide messenger RNA. The record is from the annotation of a GenBank genome assembly. Lineage: Eukaryota; Viridiplantae; Streptophyta; Magnoliopsida; Malvales; Dipterocarpaceae.
AAUGCUUAAAUGUGUGUUAAUUUAUAUUAAUUUAUAUCUUUUUCUUCCCAUAUGACAGCAAUGGGGACAUUAAGAAUUCACCAUAGUGGCACUUUUUGCAUGAGUGGUAGUACGGAUGUUAGGUAUGCUGCAGGCGAAGUACAUGAUGAGGAUAUUGAAUAUCAUCGUGUGACUUUGUCGUACUUAGAGGAGAGGGUAAAAAGCCUCGGGUAUAUGCAUUUUAAGGACAUAUAUUACAAAGAUCCUUAUGUGGAAAAUUUUGGUGAAGCAGUAAAGGUUAUAAAUAGUAAGCAGGAGCUUAUUCACAUGCGGUACCUUUUAAAUGAAAGGGGAAUUAUAGAUGUGUAUGUUGAGCAUGUCUGUGAUGAGCCAGAUAUUUUAGAUUUGCUUGAAGGUGGCACUUUUCUGCAAGAACCAGUUGAUGAAGGUACAAUGGACAUUGGGGAAGGCUGUGUGACACAAAAUUCACAACCAGCCCCAACUGGUCAUGAAGCUCCAGAAACAGCAGCUGAAGGUGAUGCUGAUGAAACAGAUGCACUGCAUGAAGGUGAUGCUGAUGAAACAGAUGCACUGCAUGAAGGUGAUGCAGCCCAACAAAAAGAUCUACAGAAUAAUGAUCAUGAUGAUGAGGAGUUGCCUGAUAUUGUGCAUAAUGAUGCAGAUGAAGAGGAUAGUGGGGAAGGCUGUGUGACACAAAAUUCACAACCAGCCCCAAAUGUUCAUGAAGCUCCAGAAACAGCAGCUGAAGGGGCAAAAUGGUACCUUUUGCCGCUUCCUUUUGAUAAAUCAAGAGAUUCUUUCCAGGGUCCAGAGUGCAAGUUUGCACAGAAGAUGGCAACGAGCAGCAGAGAAAGCCGUCGGAGGAAGAUCGUCGAGAGAGGAGCCGACCGCCUUGCUUUUAUACAAGGUCGGAUCUCAACCCUUCCCGCGAAUUCUCAGGAUGAGAGCACUAGUGGUCUAUCUCAGCCGCCGGUUUCACUCGCUCAAGAUCCACCGCCGACUGUCUCCCAUCAAGCCACCGUCUCUGCUUGUGCUGAGGAAGAAGCUGCUUUUCCUGAUUUGCCAAAACAGGAUUCCCUUGCAGAUGUUGGUCUGACUAAUGCUCAUGAAGGUGGAGUUGGUGGGGAGGUAGAAUCUCAUGUGGGUGAAACUGGGGUUGAAGGUUCAACAGUUUCUCCAUUGAAUUUUAGCAGGGAAGUAGAACAAUUGCCGGCUUCAAUACCAGAUCAAAGUCCAGCAAUCUCUACUUCAGAAACAAUAGAAAGCUCAGAACUACAGAGGCGCCAGUAUAACCGGUUUACCCCAAAACUAAUAAUUUCUGCUAUCUCAUUAUCUGAGAGGAUACGCCUUUUUUGUUCUAUAACAGUGGCUAUUUUGGUUGUUUUCUCACAUCUAAGGCUGCCUCUGCUAGGCAGCUGGAUCAUUAAGAGUAUUAUUAGCUUUGGGGCUCUUUACUUGGUUCUACUUACCAAUCUUACAAUUGUGAUUGCACAACUUCUUUUCCACGAUCAUGGAGCAAUAGAAAGACCCGUGAAUGGGGAGACUAAAAGUGCUGCAACAGAUGAGUAUGGUUGGGCUAAGCAAUUAAGCAAGACUUUGGAGUUAGGCCAUGUAAUGCAGAAGGUGCUUGAUGCUGCAUUCAUGGAUUGUGGUGUAUAUGCAAUAAUCAUCGUAUGUGGCCUCUCCUUUGCUUAGCUAUUCAGCUGCAGGUUUCUAUUUCAAUUUUUUUAACAGUUGUAUUGCUCAUAAUAUGGCAUAAUAUGACUUUAACUUCUUGCCAUGGAUGGCUUCUCUUUGUUGUCACAUAUAUUAAGGACGGUUUUCUUUUAGCAUACUUGUGAUUGCUUGUAGACUACUUUCAAUAAUACAUCUUUGCCCGU